CCCACGGCACCAGAAAAGAUUACAAAUCAAACAUGCAAAUAUAUAGCUAGAAAGUUCAAACCGCUAUGCGUACUUAUACUACAGAUUCACUUUGCCCCCAAACUUGACAUUGAAGAACUUUGAAGGUCUUGAUCUUGGAAAGAUGGACGAGGCCAAUGACUCUGGCUUGGCUUCAUAUGUUGCUGGUCAGAUUGACCGUACCUUAAGCUGGAAGGAUGUCCAGUGGCUCCAGACAAUCACCAAAAUGCCAAUUCUUGUCAAGGGUGUUCUUACAGGAGAGGAUGCAAGGAUAGCAGUUCAAGCAGGUGCAGCAGGGAUCAUUGUGUCAAACCAUGGAGCUCGUCAGCUUGACUAUGUCCCAGUAACAAUCUCAGCCCUUGAAGAGGUUGUCAAAGCGACACAAGGACGAAUCCCUGUCUUCUUGGAUGGUGGUGUUCGACGUGGCACUGAUGUCUUCAAGGCACUUGCACUUGGAGCCAGUAGCGGCCCUGGGAGGAAGCGGGGGAAGCAUCAGCUUCCGGCCUUCCAGAAAGUAAAUAAAAUAUCGGUCCUGUUCUUCCGUUAAAUGUUCAUUAGUUCAUUGGCAAAACAGGUGUAGCAUGUAAGUUACCUUUCAUGAGUUCAAACCUCCUUUCUACAUUCUUUUCCUUUAUUUUCUAUAAUUAUUUCGGCCCAAAUUAUUUUUAGAGCUUCCGGCCCAAAAUGUUUUUAUAAGUUUCCGGGCCGGGCCUGCUUGGAGCCUCAGGGAUAUUUAUUGGAAGACCAGUGGUAUUCUCACUGGCUGCUGAAGGAGAGGCUGGAGUCAGAAAGGUGCUUCAAAUGCUACGCGAUGAGUUUGAGCUGACAAUAUGGCACUAAGUGGCUGCAGGACUCUCAGUGAAAUCACCCGUAACCACAUUACCAGCGAAUGGGACACCCCACGUCCUUUGGCCAGGUUAUAGAGAGACCAAAACAGCCAGAGAAGACCAAUAACACAGAACAUGUAAUGAAUAAAGUUUCUCAUAUUCUGAAGUGGUCACUUGGCUUUCUACUUUGCUACCUAUUCAAAGACUUGUUUCUCCCUAUGUCCAAUCACAAACCAUCCCAAGAGAUUCUGUAAUAUUAUUUUGCUUCUUUUACC
This is a messenger RNA of Brassica oleracea var. oleracea, 1120 nucleotides long. RefSeq names its product peroxisomal (S)-2-hydroxy-acid oxidase GLO1-like. The transcript has 6 exons. Gene Ontology annotation, cellular component: peroxisome. The record is from RefSeq and is a predicted model, not a curated record. NCBI's taxonomy places the organism in Eukaryota, Viridiplantae, Streptophyta, Magnoliopsida, Brassicales, Brassicaceae. Gene Ontology annotation, molecular function: oxidoreductase activity. The coding region runs from base 143 to 565 and encodes 140 amino acids.